CUCCCCCCAGACCUCCCCCAGACCUCCUCCAAGACCUCCCCUCAGACCUCCUAUCAGACCUCCCCUCAGACCUCCUGUCCGGGUGUUGAGGGGGGUGCUUGGCUUGUGUACCCUUAACAACAUUGUCAUGGCAACAGCACACAGACACGCUGGAUUCUGUAUACGCACCUGUGACUCAAUGAUGAGAGACAUACAGGAAACAGGAUAUGAUGUCACCUAGCACUUUUUUCUAUACUAUUAAUAUAUUGUUGUUGUUGGAUUUUAAAUAGAGAGAAUGAAAGCAGAUUUUGUGGUUGAAUGGAACGAUAUUACUUUUUUUCAUACUUUUUUAAAAGUGUUUUUUGGUCUUAUUUUUUAUUUGUGUGGAAACAUUGCAGGUUAUUGCACCUUUCUCUUCCAGCCUAGUGUUUCUGAGGGGCCAAGCCUGGAUGGUUCUGUACCACAUGGUGCCACUGGACAAACUCAUAGUUUUUUUUUACCUGUAAUCAUUGAUAAAUGCAGGAGGGGAGUGUAAUCUUUUUAUUUUUCAUGUCUAAUGUGUUUAAUGUACCGACUCCAGACACAUGUAUGCAAGACCAUACACACAUGUCGGAGGGUGAUCAGGUGCCUUAUCAGAGUCAAUGGAUCAUAGUUGUGCUAUGCCCUUCUAACCCUGACCCCUACUCCCAUUCUCACGUCUCCCCCCCCCCCCUCUCAUCCCUACAAAGGACGAGGACCAACUUUCACUUGUCAAAGGGAACAUAGGAGCAGCCCUAUCACAUCCCUGAAGACAUGCUAGCCCUAUCCCUAUCACAUCCCUGAAGACAUGCUAGCCCUAGCCCUAUCACAUCUCUGAAGACAUGCUAGCCCUAUCACAUCCCUGAAGACAUGCUAGCCCUAUCACAUCCCUGAAGACAUGCUAGCCCUAUCCCUAUCACAUCCCUGAAGACAUGCUAGCCCUAUCACAUCCCUGAAGACAUGCUAUCCCUAUCCCUAUCACAUCCCUGAAGACAUGCUAGCCCUAUCCCUAUCACAUCCCUGAAGACAUGCUAUCCCUAUCACAUCCCUGAAGACAUGCUAGCCCUAUCCCUAUCACAUCCCUGAAGACAUGCUAGCCCUAUCCCUAUCACAUCCCUGAAGACAUGCUAGCGCUAUCACAUCCCUGAAGACAUGCUAGCGCUAACCCAUGUCUAUCUCUGGCCAUAGGGACAUGCUAGCGGUCUGUACCGAUGGCUGUGCGUGGCCCAAGUCCUCCCCACUGCUGUCAUUGACGGGUGCUGUGGCUCUCCAGAGCCUGUUACGCCAACAUGUUCAUAUGUAAUACUAAUGUAGUAAUAGUCUCGCCUCUCUGGCACUGUCGUCCAAUGUUCUGUCUUACUGAGUACAUGCUUGGGUGUCUGGGAGUGAAUGGUUGAGAUUGAAUGAUGUGAACUGUAGUGGAUAAACAGGACAAUACAGGACAUGCUUGUACCCUCUGCUUCAGUGUUGUCAUUCCAAACUCUCACCCUUCAAGGGACAGUUUACUCAAAUUCAGAAGCAUUUCAGGAUGUUCAGAUAUUAUUACAGAUAAUAAAAGGAGAUUGCGUUUGAUUUUUAAGUGAACUAAUCCUUUAUUUAUACCCCUCCAAAGCAACUGUUGAACCGAGUCAUUAAUCAAGUGCAUCCCUGUCACUGCUCGUUAAACAGGCACGAGCUGCGGAACAGAAAUCUCAUCACACAAAGACAGGAAGCAGGAGGGCAUGCUCUCUGCUGAUAGCAGCGUUUCACAGAACAGCCCUAACCCUAACCCUAACAGACACUGUUAAACUGGAUCAGCCGGCCUCCACAACCACUCUGAGCUUCUUUAAAGGCCGUCAGAGGAAGCACUCAUACUGUGAAUGAUGGAUUUAUAACGAUAUCCUGCUAUGUAGUGUUUAAUUUCAUUGUUCAUGUGGGUUUGGUGGAUGAAGGGAAGCCAUGAGUCAUCACCCCUGAAACACAGAGAUCCUUAAAUAAGGCUACUGCUUCUCUGGAACAACAGGAUGGUCAAGUGUUUCUUAGGGGCUCAACGUUAAACGGGACAUGCUCUAUUUUCUAACCCUUCUUUUACAUAACAUUCUGGUUUAAACAAGGAUGAUUAUCAAACUACAGCUGUUUCUUCCGUGUUUUGACCGAAUAUCAGUCGUUCAUGCACAUGUUUCGUUCCUAAAUAUUUUACUGAUCAUCCCAAUACAUAUUUUAAAAGUGUUCUAUAUCACCGGCUUGUAUAAUUCUUCAGUCUUCACAACCCACAUAGGAGAUUUUUGUAACCGUCAUCAAUAAAAGAUAGCCAUCCUAAAGACCGUUCGAAUCAGAUCUUCCACUCCGGUGGUAUAAUUGUUACUCAGUUACAGUUUUUUUAAGUUAUAAGGUCCUAUGUCAUGUCUGCAGCUCUUCUCAAGGGACUGUUAUUGUUCACCACAAUGUGAAUGUGUUGUUUAUUUGACCAUGAGCGGUCCCAUCAGAUUGUUUAAUUCUGGAACGUCCCAUUGUUAAGCGUAUCCCAUGAACUCUUCUUUAGGUGAUGACCGUAGCCUACAGGGCAUUCAUUAUCAUGGCAGGACUGAAUAUCAGUCGUUAAAAAAACAUCAUUUCAGGACAUGAUCUGUCUCCAUGUCUAGAUAGUUCUGACGGGGGAACUCGGGCUACCUUCCAAACAUUUACCACUCUUUUAUUGAAGGGCGGUGAUUGCUACAUAGGGUAAAAAUACAUUUUAAAAAAUUGUCAUGAAAAAUAAAUUCAUCCUAUCAUUAAAUGUAGACCGUCCGUUAUCACGAUAUUACUUGAAUAUCGAUAUUUCAUUAUUGGGUCAUCAAUCUUUGGACUUGGUUUUUUAGGACUUCAACCUAUUAUUCAAUUAAUAAUCGGAUUGUGAAAGAACCUUAACGCCUCAGGUCAACAAUUAGGUAAAUAAAUGAGUAUGCUUGAGUGACACUUGCACCGUUUAUCAGGGGGCUUCAAGUUCAUGUUUUCCUGUGGACUUUGGCAGAGCUGACAGAAGAUAGUCAAGACUUGCAGAAAAGUCCCUGAAAGCAGCCAAGUGACCCAGGGUGAAGAUGAUAGAUGGGGUACUUUUGUGUGAGUGGCUGAAGUCCUCCUCCCUGCCCCUCCCCUAGGCCCCUCCCCCAGGCUAUUAGUGUACUUGAGUACAGCCGCUGCUCCCCUGCAGACUGGACAACCACUGCAGCACCUGCAGCACCAGCAGCACCAGCACCAUGGGGCGACACAGCCUACCUGUCCUCGUCUGCCUUCUCCUGGCUCAGACAGGUUUUUUGGUUUUGUGUACCAGGAAGGUCACCAUCAGUCCAAAAAGGGUUUUAGCCAAAGUGGGCAGUGAGCUGACCCUGCUCUGUGAAACGAGCUGUCCCGGAGUCAAACCCAGGUUCAUCCUGCUGGACAACAUUGACGCCAGACAGACAGCCGAGAAGAACAAGGCGAGUCUUCACUUUGCAGACAUAGUUCCCCAACAUGAAGGAAAGUACGUCUGUGAAGCUAAUUGCUCUCCCUGGAGCAAAGAUACUGCCAAGCUCAUAGUGUACAAUCUCCCGAUGCCUGUACUGCAGACCGAGCCAAAGAGCCCAGUGUCUGGUCAGCCCUUCCAGGUCAUCUGCACACUGCUGGGGGUCUACAGCUCCUCCGGAAACAUCCAGAUUAAGAUAUUUCAUGACAAGAUGGAGCUGAGAACAACCAUCUCUGAGUCUGAUGACCCCACAAGUUUCCAAAACUACACAUCCUCCUCUGCAGACCAGGUGGGGAAGAGAGAGAUGGAGUAUCGAUGUGAUGCUUCCAUAACUCUGGAUUCCCAGAUCUUCACUAACAGCAUCAGUUGGACCGUGGAUCUCAAAGCCCCCUCGACAACCACCCCCCCCGCGACAACCACCAUCCCCACAACAACCACCAUCCCUGCGACAACCACCUCCCCCACGACAACCACCACCCCCGCGACAGCCACCAUCCCCGCGACAACCAUCAUCCCGGCGACAACCCCCGCGACAGAGAGAUCAUCAGAGUGGGACACAGUACACACGACUGUGUGGGGAAACCCCACAAUCCCAGACAUGUCCUCCAGUCCCCCCCCCUCUCAGAGGACCCCUCCAGACCCCUGGACCCUGGGGGCAGGGGGGAGGGCCCCCCCGACCCUGGGGGCAGGGGGGAGGGCCCCCCCGACCCUGGGGGCAGGGGGGAGGGGCCCCCCACCUCUGGAGAAGGCCACUCCUCACCCCAACGCCAUUCCAGAGCUGCCCCUGCAGCCAAAGCCCAUCUUAUCUAACAACAUAAACCCUUCUUGGUUCUUCUCAAUGGAGACUCAGAGGGCUGAAGCUGCAGAUAAGGAAGGGGAGCAGAGGUCUGCUGAAGAGACCCCCAUUGCCAUGUACACAGGUUCCACACUGGGCGCCGUGGCGACGCUCUCCUUCGUGGGCUGCCUGCUCCACCUGCUUCGCCGGAGGAAACGCCAGUCCGUAGCAGAGCUGUAGACCCGCCCUGACUAACACCAUAGCGUCAGCCUCGGAGCAAAUGUUUUUAUUUCAGUUUGUCUCUGGAAUACAUUUGUCUGAACUAAAUUCCUAAUUGUUAUCUUUGCAUUACAAAAAAAUAUAAUGUUUUAGAAAUAUACUAAUAUGACUGUAAUGCCGAAAGUAUGUAGGCUAUUGGUGAUGUGUGCGUGACUGUAUUGUGAUAUAGUAGUUAUUAAAAACAUAAAAACAUAUUUUUCGCUUUUAGCUACAAGCUUUUUACAAGAAAGUAAGGCGUCAAUGUUUUUUCCAUAGGCCUAUUUCUCCUGGAAGCGUUCAAUUUUUUAUUUGUAUUUACAUAGCUUAUCACAAAUAUAACAACAUGAGAAAGUAGUAAACAAUCAACAUUGCACAACUGUUUUCAGUGGUACAAAUAGAAAGGAAAAGUAACCACUAACAUAAACAUUUUCCAGAGGAUACUUCAAAUAAAAUAAAAGGGGCUCAAGAUGCCGUAACUCAUUAAUUCUGAUUGCAGAUUGUUACAAGCCCUGCCAUUCAAUCUUGAAUCCAGUCAUAAAAUUAAAAAUAUUUCGCUUUCCACAA
Messenger RNA from Hypomesus transpacificus, 5054 nucleotides. Its product is annotated as cell wall protein DAN4-like. The record is from RefSeq and is a predicted model, not a curated record. The transcript is spliced from 7 exons. Lineage: Eukaryota; Metazoa; Chordata; Actinopteri; Osmeriformes; Osmeridae. Bases 3213 to 4472 code for a protein of 419 amino acids.